Messenger RNA from Bolinopsis microptera, 1809 nucleotides. RefSeq lists its product as uncharacterized. The record is from RefSeq and is a predicted model, not a curated record. Bases 1 to 1809 code for a protein of 602 amino acids. The transcript has 3 exons. NCBI's taxonomy places the organism in Eukaryota, Metazoa, Ctenophora, Tentaculata, Lobata, Bolinopsidae.
AUGCAUUUUGAUAUCACAACCCUUGUCAGUAAUCCUGCUGCUAAAAUGCAUUACAACAACACAUUGAAUGAUAUUCUAACAGACAGCCCUGUUAAUCCUAACCCUGAGGAAGAAAUGAAUAGUUUGUUUCACAAUGUACAUAAAGCUGCUGAGGUUAGUAUUGGAUACCUUCCUAGGAAACGCCCUAAAAACUUUUGUAAUGACCUUGAAAUUCGAGAGAUGUCUGAUGAAAAGAAAGUUCUACAAGCUCUACUCAAUCAGAACAACACCUCUGAAGAUAGAUCAGUUAUACAUACCAAAAUCAAUCGUAUUCAAAAUGACACUCGUAAGAGAAUCAAGCUCCUUCAAGAAGAGCAUGCAGACACUCUUGCUGAAGAGAUAAACGAAACUGAUAGUUCUAGAGCAUACUUUUCAGCCACUGGCCAACUAGCAGGUAUCAAACGUGCUCCAACCAUAAGUGUGCAUGAUGAAAACUCUAACUUCAUAGGUACAGACACUGGAAAAGCUGCUACACUAAAGAACCACUUUGAAGAGAAGUUCACUGCAAAACAUACAGUUGAGCCUAUUGACACUUUCUUUGAUCAACCUAGUCCUCUCGCUGACCCUAUUACUGCUAUUGAAGUUGAGAUAGCUGCUAAAGCUUUGAAGAAUGGUAGAGCCACUGGGCCUGAUGAUAUCCCAAGUGAAUUGAUUAAGUAUGCAAACAGAAGUGUAUUUCAGAAAUAUGCAGACUGUAUAAAUACCGCAUUUGAAACAAACACCACCAUAACAUCUAUUGGAAAAGGCAACAUUACUCCACUCCAAAAGCCUAAGAAACCACUUGGUCCAGCAGCAAACAUCAGACCUCUCACCCUCUCAAACUGCUCCAGAAAAUUACUGUCAAUGAUUACCCUAAAACGUAUCCAAGGCAAGCUAGAUCAGUACACCGGUCCUACACAAAGUGCUUACAAGAGAGGUAGAAGUUGUGGCGAUAUAAUUUGGUCUCAACGUAUGCUAACCUCAGUGGUACUUAGAAAGCAUUGGAGGUACCACAGAAUGAGUAUAGACAUGUCAAGUGCCUUUGACACCAUCAGCAGAGAAACAGUACUCAAUGUUCUUGAAGAUGCUGGCUGUACUAGUGAUGAAAUUAGGAUGGUACGGCUCCUACUAUCAAACACAAUGUUGAAAGUAAAAGUUAAUAAUACUGUAUCAAUUGAGUUCCAAAGCACAACUGGAGCAUUUCAAGGAGAUGCACUAUCAGGUAAUCUAUUUACUGUUGUUGAAGCCGCUGCACUUAUUCACCUCAGAUCUGUACUCUCCCAAGUAUCAUCAACACCUUACCCAGUGAAUCAUCCAAUCCCUGAUCCUCCUAUCUCAGAAGAAUUCAUGCCACUCGAAACAGGAUACUCUGAUGAUAUUGACUUUAAUAACACUGAACUUGCUCCACUCAAAGAAAUGCUUCCUAUCGCUAAAGAUAUAUUCCAGCAGUGGGACCUUCAUAUCAAUUCUUCCAAGACUGAAUUUGUCCAUUUUUAUUUAGCAGAUCCUAAACCCACUGUUAAACGCAAGGUUUACAUAUCACAUGACGGUGCUGUGCGAGCCAGAUUCCCGCCAGCAGACAGCUCGCGUCUCAUCAAGGACAUUCUGCGCACAAACCAGGUAAAAGCAGCACAGUCUCACGACAACAUCUCAAGACCUGUCAUAGCGCCACCUGACAUGAACCUGAGUCCUGACUGCGCUAAGAAGUUUACCUCCAAGAUCGUCUCGGUCAAGAAAAGGUUCAUCCCCGCUGCCCAGAAAGUAGUUGACCGGUGUCUACUCAAGGUGUGA